This is a messenger RNA of Phaedon cochleariae (mustard beetle), 2397 nucleotides long. The record is from the annotation of a GenBank genome assembly. NCBI's taxonomy places the organism in Eukaryota, Metazoa, Arthropoda, Insecta, Coleoptera, Chrysomelidae.
AUGACUCUCAAAAUGGAAGAAUUUAGCCAAUACUCGAAAGUGUUGUUCACCGCUUUGAAGUUGAUCUACCCUAAAUAUCACCCUAUCUGGUUCAUAUUUUAUAUGUAUGUGUUGUACAAUAGGACAGUGAAAAGAAAGACCAAAUACAAGAUUCGAUCAGUGCCCAUUAAACUUAUAGAGAAACUUGUGAAAGCUAACAAUUUUUUGGAUGAUGUCAAUAACGUACUAUUAGUUAACAAACAUAAUGUUUAUAGAAGCGACAAAUUACUUUUAUUAUUUUGUGAAAGAAAUUGUAAAUAUAGAAGUGUCCACAUAUUACCAAUAUCAGAAUGGGAGAAAGAUGUUGUAGGCCUAUCUGAGACUUUGAAUGAGAAUUUAGAAAAUGUUAAAAUACAUUCACCUAUUCAGUUACUAGCUUCCAGUAUGAAUAAGAUCAAAUUUGCCGAAGAAAUCAAUAUAUCUUUGAUCAACUCUCCUUUAGAUAUAAAUCAUUCUGUAACUGAUGCCAUCUUGGAACGGUAUUUCAAAAAGCCGAAGCUAGUCAACAAAGGUGAUAUAAUAGAAAUAGACGUUAAAUUUUUCGCAGAAGACGUACUUCUACUCAAUAACAAACUUAGCAACGUUGAAAGUAUAUAUUUCAAAUGCAACAAAGUAAUUCAUGGAAAUGUCGAAGUUUUUGAAACUUACUAUUGCGUCAUUGGUGAAACAUCUGUGUCACAAUCUGUAGAUAUACAAAGCUUUCUUCCAAAAAAGAUAGCCAAAAUUGUAUCCAAAGACAAUCCGAGUAGUUUCCGGAUUCCAUUAUGUCCAUAUGGAUUUGAAAAAGACCUGGAGAAAAUUCAGAGAGCAGUUAAACCCUUCAUAACAGGAAGAAAAAUAAACCUGAAACCAACUUUCCUCCUUACGGGAAAUCCAGGUAGCGGAAAAGAUAUAUUGUUAUCAUCUUUGGCAGCUUACCUUGGAAUGCAUUAUUAUCAAAUCAAUAAUUAUGAGCUCAUAGCCAAUGUCUAUGCUCAAAAUGAAACUAAAUUGCACAACAUAUUCUUCAAUGCCAAAAUGGCUGCACCAUGUAUUAUAGCCAUCCGGAACUUUGAGAAUUUCGGGAAAAACAAUGAUGGUAUCUUCGAUGAACGGAUAAUGAGCAAUUUCGCAGACGAACUAGAGAUCCUUUUCGAGAAAAAUACCUUUCCUGUUCUUCUGUUCUGCUGUAGUAACAAGAAAGAUGUGCCUACGGAUCUGAAAAAACUGUUUUUGGAAUGUUUCGAAAUAAGUGCACCCUCUGAUAUUCAACGUGAACAAAAUAUGAGGUGGAUCUUGGACGAGAAAGACUUCAGAACUGAGGCUAACUUGGCUGAUAUUGCUAACAAGACUCAUGGGUUUUACUUUGGGGAUCUGCAAGCUUUGAUUUACUAUGCGCAAAAGGAUUUCAGAUCAACUUCAAUAGGAGAGGUUAAUCUUGGCGAUGUCAACUUUUUGAAAGCAAUAGAUCAUAUGCAGAAGAACUAUAAUGAUAGUCUUGGAGCUCCUAAAGUACCUAAAGUGCUGUGGUCAGAUGUAGGUGGUCUAGGUGACGUAAAAGAAGAAAUAAUAAAAACAAUAAACCUACCACUGAAGCACCCAGAGUUCUUUGAAAAGUCCGGAUUGAGAAGAUCAGGUAUCUUACUUUUUGGGCCACCUGGAACUGGUAAAACGCUGAUUGCCAAAGCCGUGGCUACCGAGUGCGGUCUCUGUUUUUUGUCAGUAAAAGGACCGGAGUUGCUCAAUAUGUACGUCGGUCAAUCUGAACAAAAUAUCAGAGAAGUAUUCGAAAGGGCCAGAGGAGCAUCGCCUUGUAUAAUAUUUUUCGACGAACUCGACUCUCUCGCCCCGAAUAGAGGAAUGUCCGGUGAUUCAGGGGGAGUUAUGGAUAGAGUUGUGUCACAACUUCUUGCGGAAAUGGAUGGAUUGAAUGAGUCAGCAAUAGUAUUCAUCAUUGGAGCAACAAACAGACCAGAUUUAAUUGAUCCAGCCCUCUUGAGACCUGGAAGGUUCGACAAGCUAUUGUAUAUUGGCCCAUGUACGGAUAAGGAAUCAAAAAUUUCUGUUUUGAAAGCUCUUACUCGACAAUUCAAUUUGGACACCGAUGUCGAUUUAGCUGAAAUAGUGGGAAUUUGUCCAAAAAAUAUCACUGGAGCUGAUUUUUACGGGAUAUGCUCCACUGCAUGGUCAUCUGCUGUUAGAAGACUGAUAGGAGCAUUAGAAUCUGGUGAAGCUUCAUCAGAAAAUGUGUCGCAAAAAGAGGUCAUCGUCAAUUUUCAAGACUUUGCAAAUGCCAUGCGAAAUUUGAAACCUUCCAUUAGCACCGAUGAUUUACAAUAUUUCGAUCAAUUAAAAAGAGAAAUGAGUUCUAACGUAUGA